Microplitis demolitor is the source of this 601-nucleotide messenger RNA. RefSeq lists its product as uncharacterized. The record is from RefSeq and is a predicted model, not a curated record. The coding region runs from base 1 to 546 and encodes 181 amino acids. Lineage: Eukaryota; Metazoa; Arthropoda; Insecta; Hymenoptera; Braconidae. The transcript has 3 exons. Gene Ontology annotation, cellular component: membrane.
AUGAAUACUUCAGAUAUUGUUGGGGAAUUAUUUUACGCAGCAAUCAUUGCUGUCGCUGGACUGACUGAUUAUUUGAAAUCAAAGUCAAAGGCAUCGUUAUUAUUUGGGACUGUAAUUUACACAAUAUUGACAUUUGGAGCUUUUCAACAAGCAAUCGAUCCGCUAAAAUGCACAAUAUUUGCAACAACUGCUGGCUUAUUGGCGGUAAUAUGUCCAGUAGUAACAAUUAUUUUACGUUUGAUUGCAAUUCUUAAUAAUGAAUUUUAUAAAAAAUAUUCGAGCAGAUCUGAAACCUAUGGAAUAUUAUCGAUUUUCAGUAUUUUCAGAUAUUUUGCGGCUAGAGGAGAAUGCACUGGGUCAUUAGAUGAUAUAUUUUUAUAUAUUUUCCGCAAUUUUUCAAAAAUAUUUCAAAUAAUCAUCAUAAUUCCAGAUGGUAAAUUUAAUUUACUUAAUGGCAUCUUCAAUUUUUUUCUGAUGGCCUCAACAUUUUUUGUACUGAGAUUAAACGAAGAAUUCGAGCUUUUGGACCAGAGAUUUUUUUUAUAAAUAUUUAACAUACGAAAGUUUACUUUUGCACUCGAGACUGUUUUUUUAUCACAAA